Messenger RNA from Nycticebus coucang (slow loris), 1693 nucleotides. RefSeq names its product protein tyrosine phosphatase non-receptor type 18 (gene PTPN18). NCBI's taxonomy places the organism in Eukaryota, Metazoa, Chordata, Mammalia, Primates, Lorisidae. The coding region runs from base 196 to 1551 and encodes 451 amino acids. Gene Ontology annotation, molecular function: non-membrane spanning protein tyrosine phosphatase activity. Gene Ontology annotation, biological process: peptidyl-tyrosine dephosphorylation. The transcript is spliced from 15 exons. Gene Ontology annotation, cellular component: cytoplasm; nucleus. The record is from RefSeq and is a predicted model, not a curated record.
GCGGCCAGAGCGCCUGGAGGCGGGGCGGGCUCGGGAUGCCAUUGGCCGAGGGGCGUGCCCUGACGGCCGCUGCGCGCUUCCAUUGGCUGCCGGGACGGAGCAAGUCCGCCUGGCCCGGCCGCUGCCUCGGCAGUGUCCAUCCUCGCCGGGAAUGCUGAGCUGCGGCUGCAGGGCCAGUGGCUGGCCAGCGGCGCCAUGAGCCGCAGCUUGGACGCAGCGCGGAGUUUCCUGGAGCAGCUGGAGGAGCGGGGCGGCCGGGAGGGGGCGGUCCUCGCCGGCGAGUUCAGCGACAUCCAGGCUCGCUCAGCCGCCUGGAAGGCUGAUGGCGUGCGCUCCACCGAGGCUGGCAGCCGGCCUGGGAACACGAAGAAAAACCGCUAUAAAGAUGUGCUGCCGUAUGAUCAGACGCGAGUGAUCCUCUCCCUGCUCCAGGAGGGCCACGGUGACUACAUCAAUGGCAACUUCAUUCGGGGCGCAGAUGGAAGCCAGGCCUACAUCGCCACCCAAGGACCCCUGCCUCACACCCUGCUAGACUUCUGGCGACUCGUCUGGGAGUUUGGGGUCAAGGUGAUCCUGAUGGCUUGUCGAGAGACAGAAAACGGGCGGAAAAGGUGUGAACGUUAUUGGGCCCAGAAGCAUGAGCCACUGCAAAUCGGGCUUUUCUGCAUCUCCUUGACAAAGGAACAGUGGCUGAAUGAAGACAUGAUGCUCAGGACCCUCCAGGUCACAUUCCAGAAGGAAUCCCGCUCUGUGCACCAGCUGCAAUAUAUGUCCUGGCCAGACCGCGGGGUCCCCAGCAGUGCUGACCACAUACUGGCCAUGGUGGAGGAAGCCCAUCGCCUCCAGGGAUCUGGCCCUGGACCGCUCUGUGUCCAUUGCAGCGCGGGCUGCGGGCGGACCGGCGUGCUGUGCACCGUGGAUUACGUGCGGGAGCUGCUCCUGACCCAGAUGAUCCCACCUAACUUCAGCCUCUUCGACGUUGUCCUGGAGAUGCGGAAGCAGCGACCCGCAGCCGUGCAGACAGAGGAGCAGUACAGGUUCCUGUACCACACGGUGGCUCAGAUGUUCCGCUCAGCGCUCCAGAACGCCAGCCCCCACCACCAGAACCUCAAGGAGAACUUCGUCCCACUCUACGAUGACGCCCUCUCCCUGCGGACUUCCCAGGGGCCUCUUACCAUACCCCGCCCACCAGGCGGGGUCCUCAGGAGCAUCUCGGUGCCCGGGACCCCGGCCCUCACCAUGGCCGACACGUACGCGGUGGUGCAGAAGCGCGGGGCCCCCGCGGGCGCCGGGCCUGGGGCGCGGGCGCGCAGCGCUGAAGAGGGGCCGCUUUACAGCCAGGUAACGCCGCGCGCCCAGCGGCCCGGAGCGCACACCCAGGACGCGCAAGGGACGCUGCCUGGCUGCGUCUCUGCUGACCAAAGCCCCGCCGCGGCUGGCGCCUACGAGGACGUGACGGAUGGAGCUCAGACCAGUGGGCUGGGCUUCAACCUGCGCAUUGGGAAGCCGAAGGGGCCCCGGGACCCCCCUGCGGAGUGGACCCGGGUGUGAGCGCUGCGCCACCUCCUGCCUUCUCUCCACAAGAGCACCGGACUUAUGCUGACAGCCCUGCUCUGCUCUGCCUGACCAUGGGGAUGGGGACACCGGGCCUGGAUCAAAAUAAAACGUGGGGGCUUUGCCCUAAUGAUUACAA